Messenger RNA from Pieris macdunnoughi, 2079 nucleotides. The record is from the annotation of a GenBank genome assembly. Lineage: Eukaryota; Metazoa; Arthropoda; Insecta; Lepidoptera; Pieridae.
AUGGCGCCUACUAAAAUUGAUCAAGGUACUUUAAUAAUAUUAGAUAUGGGAAGAAAUGUGUCAGAACCAGAAAACAAAGGUGAAAAAAGUUUCUAUGAAAGUGCUAAAGAAUGUGUCGGCAAAAUAAUAGAACGCAAAAUUAUAAGCCAGGGUAAAAAUUAUCUAGGUAUAAUAUUAUUGGGCUCAAAAAAGUCAUGCGCUGAUUUUAAAUACAUCGAAUUGUUUCGUGAACUUCAGGCUCCAACUUGGCAAAUGAUUCGCGACCUACCAGAAAAGCCAUGCAAGGCCAAAGGUAAUUGGUUUGAUGCACUCAUAGUUGCAUUCAAUCACUUUCAAAAUGGAAUAAGUGGUGUUAAAUUUGUGAAUAAACAAAUUAUAUUGAUAACCAACUUUGAAGCUCCUUCCUAUGCUGACGAUGAAGACAUUGACAAGGUCUUGGCUGGUGUUAAAGAAAAUGACUUUGAAAUUGAUGUUUUUGGCCCAGAUUUAUAUGCUGAAACCAAAAGCAAUGACAUUGAUAUUGCCAAGAAAUUUGUUGAAGGAACAAAUGGUACAACUGCCAGUUUUGAAUUUAUUAUGAGGUAUUUGCUUUUUCAUAAAAAGAAAAUUACUAACGCAAUGCCCUGGAAUGUAGAUUUAAGUAUUGGACCAAAUAUUAAAAUACCAGUCUCUGCUUAUAUUCGUGUUAAGGAUGAACCUGUUGUGAAAAAUUGGUUAAAAAGUGUUAGAGAUCCAGUCACAAACACUGCAAGCACAACUGAAGGUAUUAUGAAAAGUAAAGUAUUUGUUAAUACUGACAAUAAAUCUAUUUGUGAACAAGCAGAUGUAAUAAAGGGAUACUAUUAUGGCCAGGAGAUAAUUCCAUUUUCAGAAUGCGACAAAAGCAUGCUUUAUGAUUCCGGUGUUAAAUCCCUCAAUGUUUAUGGUUUUACUAAAGCAAGUAAUAUAUCAUGGCAGACACUCAAUGGUGAUGGUUUAUCAUAUCUUUUUGGAUCUAAGAAAGACAAAAAAGCACAAUAUACAAUAAAAUGUCUGGCUGAGUGUCUCCAUGAAUUAAACUUAGUUGGGUUAGUAAGAAGAGUGUAUAAUACUGGAAAUGCCCCAAAAAUGUAUGUGUUAAUGCCUGUGAUUGAUACAAAAUGUAUCUGCCUUUCUUUAAUAGGUAUUUGCUAUAAAGAAGACUUAAAACAUAUAGCUUUCCCUCCCACAAAUUCAAAGAAAUAUGCCUGCACAGAUGAACAGGUUAAUGCCUUUAAAAAUUUAAUUCAGGCAAUGGAUCUUACUAAGGCAUAUCAGGAAUCAGACUAUGAUGAUACUGAGGCAUUUCCAAUUGCUGAAACAGUGAGUCCUUCAGCACAAUAUGUUAUGGAUUGCAUUGCUUACAGAGCUAUGAAUCCAGGCAAACCAUUGCCACCACCAAGAGAAGAGAUAAUGAUGCUUUUUAAAACACCUCCUUUGAUAGAAAAGAGAGCCAAGGAGCCCAUUCAAAAACUUAAAAGCCUGUUUCAGUUGAAUAAAGUAGAAGUGAAAUCUAAGAAAAUUAUUAUUGAGCCUAUGGAUGUUGAUCUUGUAAAGCCAACAUUUGAUGAACAUAGACUAGAGAAUGAUAAGCAGAAAAUGCAAUUGAAUAUUGUGGAUAAGCUUUUUAAGGUAGAAAAUGUUGAAACAGACCCUACUAAUGAUUUUGUCAUGUUGAAAGAAGCAGGAAAACCAUUUAAGGAUCUUUGCUUUGAAAUGUCACAAGUUAUAGAGAGAUUAAUUUUUGGGAAUAUUGAUGCAAACUUUGAUAAAGCAUUUAAUGCAAUAGAGCAUUUCAGAAAUGAAUGUGUUCUGGCAGACCCAUCAUACUACAAUAACUGGUUGAGAGAAUUCAAAACUGAAUUAAAUGAUAGGAAAAAAAUUAAUAUUUUAGAAAUGUUUGAUAAAAAGAAAGUAAAUUUUAUUAUUAAAAGCGAAAAUGAGAAAAGUACUUUUAUAAAUGAAGAUGAAGACAGUCAAUUGUAUGAAAAUGACACAAUGGCUGAUUUGACUGAGGUGACAAUAAGUACUCAAAUAAAUGAGAUGUUUGCUGAUAUUUAA